AUGCCUUGGAUGUUCCGCCAUCGCUUUCGCGAUGAACCGAUCUCUCGCAUAGACAAGUUCAGAGCUUGGCUUCAAAUCGGGCAGCCGGAGCUCAUCGUUGCUACAGUGGCAUGCGCAGGUGUUGUCGUUCUUCGUGCAGUCUGCCGGCGACGACGUUGUCGCUCUAUUUCUGUGACUUCGAAGGAACGAAGCGCCACGAUCCGCAUCCAUCCUGCCGCGACCUCCCGCGCGGAAGGGCAGCCAGCCCGGGAUUUGGGCGUCCUUGCAGCAGCCCGUCUAAAGCGAGAACGUGGACAUGCCGCAGUACUGGAGCUCUUUGCUGGCUCUGGUAUGCGGUCGGCGCGUUACCUCUUGGAAGGUGGAGCCGACUUCGUCUGGGCAAACGAUGCGAAUCAGGAGCUGUUCCAGACACUUUUGGCCAACCUGCAACAGGCCGCAUCUGCAGCAGGGCAGAUGUCGCAGGACUACCCCUGCUCCGACCUGCUGCCUGAGUGGGCCGCUCCGCACAGCUGGCGGCUCCAGGAGGGACUGCCCCUCCACGGCAGGGAGGCAGGGCGGCAUCCAGGAUGGCGGCAUCGUUCGAGUGCAGACAAAGAUUCUAGCACUUCUGCACAGGGCUGGCGGGUGACCCACUGGGAAUCGAAGUCUUUGCUUGGAUAUUGCCAAGCGGUGAAUCGGCAGUUUGACUUUGUGGACGUGGAUGCUUCUGGCUGUUGGUCUCACAUUGGCGCAACACUGGAGCUUGUACGACCAGGCGGGCUGCUGUACCUGGCAGCUACUGGUCUCACAUCAAGCAAACCUUCCCUGGCUUUUCAGAGCUUGGGCGUGCGGCUGGCUAGAUGUCCGCCUACAGAAACUCUCCACGACCACAUGGCAAGAGCCUUGAUUUGGCGAAUGGUGUCCGCUGCAGACAGCCUGGGGCUGAUUGCGCAACCACUUUUCAGUCUCUAUCGCGGGGCCGGAGAUGUCUUCCGGAUUCUGCUCCGUGUGGUCCGGAGAUCUGGUGAGAGCACCCUGAAAGCAUUCUGCUGUGGAGUCUGCUGCGACUGCAACAUCUACGUGGGGCCGUUGGAAGACGAGAGUCUCUUCGGUGCACGCCACGCCCGAUCUAGAUGCCGUAAUUGCCACUCCAGCGACUUUGUUUGCUGGGGUCCAUUGUGGACAGGCAGCUUGAAUUCAGACCCGUUUCUUGCCCAGCUCCAGGCUGAUGCAGCUGUUCGAGGAUGGCUGCAGGAGCCUCUCAGCGAAGGUGGUCGUAUGUCGCCACUGGCAGAGCUGCUUCCAAGGCUUCGGGCAGAGGCAUCCGCCGAGGCAGCUGCGGAGGCAAGCGGGGCAACGCUCCGACCUUGGACCCUGCGACUACCCGCAGUGGCACAGCGCGGAGGUUGCGCACCACCCCAGCUUGGACAGCUGUUGGAGGAGCUGAGUGCGGCGGGGCACACAGCUUGCCGUUCUUCCCUUGGUCCAGAGCACUUCAGAACAUCUGCAGACGUGUCAGAAGUGGUGACGAUCGCUCAAAAUCUGAGCCUCAACCGAAGGCCAAAGAGAACUCAGAAACUGGUGGUGCCUAGGGCGGGC
Symbiodinium necroappetens is the source of this 1578-nucleotide messenger RNA. The record is from the annotation of a GenBank genome assembly. NCBI's taxonomy places the organism in Eukaryota, Dinophyceae, Suessiales, Symbiodiniaceae.